AUGUCCAGGUCUAUGCAAAGUUUCUGCAAUGGAUGUAAUGUCCACCUCCCUAUCACAGUCAUUCACUCAGGCCCUUUUGCAGGUCCAAAGGUUGUCUCAGCCGAAUUUUCAGGCAUGACUCCUGUGUCCACCCUUAACUCACCUCACCCACGUCACAAGGCAUUGGCCAAAUCUAAACACUUCUCCAAACAACUUGAGAUGGAAAGUACACCACCUGUCACUAAUGGCCCGCCAAGUAUACCACCGUGCAUUAACGACCCACUAUUCAGGUAAAAUUGGCUAGACUUUGGCAAAAGCCCAAUUAGAUUAGUCUGAGUCUGAACUCAUUGAUAUAGAGGAGAAGUUCUUAGAGUCCAUUGUGGAUGUUUUGGAUGGUCAGAACAAACCAGAGUUUGUUGGUGCUGAUGGAGAGGUGAACAUCUCUGUUAACGACACACGUCUGGUGGACCCUUAGGGUGAACCGCUGUUUGGUCCUGAUGAUUUGAGUCAUCCAUGGUCUGCAGAAUGGUACCCUUCCGAUCAUGUGGUGAGAUAUAUCGCUUUAAGAGAGUGCAAGCCUUUGGAGAAACCAAUACGCAAUAAAUUAAGGGCUGAGGCCCACAGUCCCUGAUGAUGUCUGCAAGACUCCCACAGUCGAUCCUAAGAUCAUCCAAUUUCUGGGGAAAACGAGAUGGAAUCCGAGAAAAGACUUAGGUUUCUCUCUUGGACAUCUUGGGCCCUGUAGCCAGGAUAUUUGAAGUGAUCGAAGAUGAUCGGGAGUUAGAUCACGACACUUUGUGCAGUUUAAUCCAAAGAUUAAUUUGUUUGGUGGGAAACGCCAGCAUUGAGGUUGUCACUGAACACUGCAAGCCCAUUUUGCUCAAAAUUUUGUCUAAACUAAUGAAUUUGGCUCACAACGAGCCAAACGCACAAGCCAAAGGGUUGCUUCUUGUGAAGGAAUUAGGCUAAUUUGUCCAUACCAUUACAGCUAUGGAUCAAGUGCAAAUCAAUAUGCGCAAAAUAUUUAACCUGAAAAUGUUUCCUCGGGCUGGAAGAUCCAGGAGCCAUCUAUCCAGCCGUAUGCAGACAGAACCGAGGUUCGUAUUUGGGUUGACCUGGAUAUCUUGAUCAAAGUAACAAGCCAAUCUUCUUCCCACACUGUUGUAGGCCAUGGGUUGGUAGAAGCACACAAGGUGCUCUUUCAGAACGACUCCCUUACGGUAAGUGCAUACAAUCCCCAUUGUUUUCUACUCAUAAUGGGGGACAGACUCACUAAUUUUUCAUGUUUGGUCCUGUAUAACAUCAGAUGCUUGGGUUCUUCAAGCUGUGACAAGUUUAUGCAUAGAUUUCAUGUCUUAGCCUGUACAAUGUGUUCCCCCCAAAUAAAUUGUUUUUUCCCAACAAGACACAGUCGCAGACUGACAUCAAUAUUUCCGUCAGUUCACAUGGCAAGAACAGAAACGGAGUUUCAGGUGCCUUACAUUCAGACUCUCAUUGGCCCCAUGGUGCUUAACCAAGUUCAUUAAACCUGUAGUCGCUCUGCUGAGAAGUCAGGGCGUACAUCUUAUCAUUUACCUGGACGAUAUUCUCAUUCUGGCUCAGUCUGUCCACCUUCUCCAUCUGUCUUGGAUAUUGACCUUACUGCAAAAUCUGGGUUUACUUAUCAACUGGGGAAAAUCCAUCUUGGUGCCCUGACAACAUGUAGAAUAUCUGGGUCUCAUUGAUGAUUCCACUCUUUAUACACUUCACCUUCCAGUAUCAAAAUGAUCGAACAUCAAGAAGGAGAUCAGACACGCACUCGCAGCCACCCAUCUAUAGCAACAUCUAUACAAGCUAUAUUCCCAGGCCCUCUUCAUUACCGGGCUCUUCAACAAUUGCAAGCCUCUUAUCUCAGAAGCGGUGCAUCAUAUGAUGGACUCGGAGACGAAAGACGAACUUUGCUGGUAGCUUCUUCACACGGAGGCAUGGAAUGUAUGCUCUAUAUUCGUCACGACUCUAGAUCUGAUCAUAGAUUCAGACGCAAGCUUUUAAGGUUGGGGUGCGCAUUGCAGAGAUAUUUCCACCGCUGGCAGGCGGUCGGAUGUGGAAUCGACCCUUUACAUCAAUUGUCUAGAACUUCAAGCUGGAUCCUGCGCAGUCCGAAGUUUGUCUCCGACUCACUCUCAGUGCAUGAUCCUUCUGGAGAUGGACAAAGUGUUGGCUGUCAGAUACAUCAUCUAUCUAUGUGGCAUGAAGUCCAAGGUUCUAGCGAACAUGGCACAAGAUUUUUGGGCAUUUUUGCCUCAUGCAAGGCAUCUCAAUGCUUUCCAGCACUGCGGUGGACUGGUACUCUUGUCCCCUUGAGGAUUUCAGUGAUUGGCUUUUGGAUUUCAUGUUUUUUCCAAGGAGUCUGAGAUUUUUGGGGUCCCUUGGAGGUGGAUCUUUUUUCUUCUUGAUUGAAUACUUAGCUUCCCAGCUUUUUCAGUUGGAGACCGAUCUGACAGGCUACGAAUGCUCACAAGAUUGGUCUUCUGCAUGGAAUUAUGCGUUCCCUCUUUCUGUGCAUAUGUGACAUAAUCAGAAUUGCCAAUUUUUAGCCAAUCCAAUGCUUUCCUAUGGGGAAAGCAUUGGAUUGGUUAAAUCGGCAAGGGGGCGGGGCCAAACACCAUUUUGGCCAAUCAGUACCUUCUAAUAGAGAUGCAAUGAAUCAAUGCAUCUCUUUGAGGAAAAUUCAGUAUCCCAUUGCAGAGCGUGGAAAUGCUGAACGGCAAGGCUGCCUACUAAGCAGCACUGAGCAAGGAAGCACCUCCAGUGGCCAUCUAAGGAGUGGCCACUUGGAGGUGUCCCUAGAGGGCAAUGUAAACACUACAUUUUCUCUGAAAAGGCAGUGUUUGCAUGAAAAUGUCUGUAUAUAAUGAUUAUACUCACCAGAACAACUACAUUGAGCUGUAGUUGUUCUGGUGACUAUAGUGUCCCUUUAAAAAUACCAUAUUGUCUUCUGUCUAUCUUGACUUGGGUUCAACUUUGAUUUAUCCAAUGCGGCCUCUCCUUUGGAUUUAUUUUUUCAGGUUUCAUGAAUUUUCAUUCUUUGGCUUAUUUUGUUUUUCCUGUUACCUUCAGGAUUGCAAGAAAGAGGAAGUGAUUUGGUUGAUACCGAAUAUUAUGCUGUGGAAGGGAUGCUAAAUGGUUGUUCCUGUUGCUAG
Messenger RNA from Pelobates cultripes (western spadefoot toad), 3161 nucleotides. NCBI's taxonomy places the organism in Eukaryota, Metazoa, Chordata, Amphibia, Anura, Pelobatidae. The record is from the annotation of a GenBank genome assembly.